AUGACAAAAAAAGACAAUAAACGAAAGCUUGAAGAAGUUGAGGUUGAUGAGGAUCUGAUAAAAGAGGCUAAAAGACAACCAAUUGAUUGUGAAGCAGUAGGUAUUGGCCCUGAUGGAACAGAAUCAGCACUUGCCAGAGUCACAAUUGUUAAUUUCCAUGGAGUGGUAGUAUUGGAUAAAUAUGUAAAACCUUUGGAUUAUGUGACAAAUUUCAGAACAGAAAUCAGUGGAAUAACUAGAAAAAUGCUCAUAAAUGCUAAUAAAUUUAAAGAUGUACAAAAAGAAGUCUCGGAUAUAAUCAAAGAUAGAAUUAUUAUUGGACAUGCCAUUCACAAUGAUCUAAAGUUAUUGCUAUUAGAUCACCCAAGCAGCAUGAUACGAGACACUUCCAAAUAUAAACCAUUUCGUAAACAUUCUAAUGGAUCGAGUAUGCUUGAAAAUCAAUUCACUACAAAACGUAUUAGAUUAGAUUCAAAAGAGAAAAAAGAGCAACAGAAUGGUUCAAGUUCCAAAUUUCCAAUUCCUUACGAAACAAAUGAUGAUUCAGUAGAAACUGAUGAAAAAUUAAUACCAAUUAAUUAUAAUUCUGCUAAACAUGGAAAGGAUUUCGUUUUUCCUUCACACUCUGACUUCCUAGAUAACCCUGGUUAUUCUCGACAAUACAUAAAUAACAGUAAUACAAAGACACCGAUUAAAAAAUUGGUUAUUAAACCACUUAAAGUAAAACCAUCAUUACCUUCAGAUUUUGAGGAAAAAACAUGGGCAAAACUUGCAAGUGCGAUUCAAGCAAUUUAUAGUUCUAAAUCAGUGAAUGAUAGUCUUGAAGAGCUUUAUAAAGCAUGUGAAAAUCUUUGUUUACACAAAUUAUCUAAAUCUCUUUAUCAAAAAUUGCACAGCGAACUUGAAAAACAUAUUUUGUUAGAGGGUGAACAAAUUCAAAAGGAUUUAGGCUUGGAAUUAUUUAGAAAACAUAUUAUGAUAGCAUCUAACAUACGUGCUAAAACUCUGAGUGGAAUAUUGUCAUUGAUCAAACAAGAAAGGAUGUUCAUUGAUCUCAACAUUUACUAUCAUGGAUUUGAAAUUCCAUUUUUGGAAGAAACGCGCAGCUAUUUUAUGAUUGAGGGUCAACGUCUGGUCAGUGAAUUGUCUGUACCACAAUACUUGAGUCAUGUCUCAAAUCGAUUAUCAAUUGAGAGUGCAAGAGCUGCCGAAUAUUUAGAUAAGAAAACAAUGGAUCCCCUAUUAAAAGCUAUUGAUGAAGAACUAAUAAUGAAACAUGUUGAUACUAUAUUAGAUAAAGGAUUCAUUAAUAUGGUUGAUAAUAACGAUAUUUGUUUUCAUAUCGAUGAAUUGAAAUCUUUGUAUAAUCUUUUUUUAAGAGUCAAUGCUCUAGAUCAAAUACGGUCACAUUUUGGUUCUUACAUCAAGAAAACUGGUACACAAAUAGUUACUGAUACUAAUAAUGAAUCAGACAUGGUUUCAGAAUUGUUAACAUUAAAAUCAAGGAUGGACUCGAUUGUUAACGGUCCAUUCCAAACUAAAUAUGUGGAUCAGAAAUUACGUCAAGGAAAUAAGAGUAUGAAUGAUACCGAAAUGGAACAUAUGUUGAAUGAAGUGUUAGUUUUAUUUCGAUAUAUACAAGGUAAAGAUAUAUUCGAAGCCUUUUAUAAACGUGAUCUUGCCAAAAGACUUUUGCUAAACAAAAGUGCAUCGUUUGAUUAUGAAAAAAGCAUGCUGACUAAACUAAGAAAAGAAUGUGGACCUGGGUUUACUGGUAAACUUGAAGGAAUGUUUAAGGACAUAGAUUUAUCUCGCGAUUUCAUGCGCUCUUUUCAAGAUUCAAAAGCAUCCGAAGAAAUGAAAAGAUAUAAAAUUGAUUUUUCUGUUAAUAUCCUAACACAAGGGUUUUGGCCUACUUAUGCGCCUAAUCCAUGUAAUUUACCACCAUAUGUAGGUUUUCGCUUACUCUAA
This is a messenger RNA of Entrophospora sp. SA101, 1971 nucleotides long. NCBI's taxonomy places the organism in Eukaryota, Fungi, Glomeromycota, Glomeromycetes, Entrophosporales, Entrophosporaceae. The record is from the annotation of a GenBank genome assembly.